Messenger RNA from Rhipicephalus microplus (southern cattle tick), 4775 nucleotides. It is a transcript of the gene gzl, whose product is annotated as godzilla E3 ubiquitin protein ligase. Gene Ontology annotation, cellular component: nucleus. Gene Ontology annotation, molecular function: ubiquitin protein ligase activity. NCBI's taxonomy places the organism in Eukaryota, Metazoa, Arthropoda, Arachnida, Ixodida, Ixodidae. The record is from RefSeq and is a predicted model, not a curated record. Gene Ontology annotation, biological process: ubiquitin-dependent protein catabolic process.
UGCCGUAUCACGUGGUUGAAUUAGUGCGGUUUUUUUUCCUGGUGAGCUUGGAUCGCAAACAAGACUUUGCUUUCGUGACUUUGUGUGUGCUUUCAGCUCGCUGUGUGUGAAUACACCGGACUAAAACUCGAAUGCGACUUGCAAACGAAGACCUACUCGCUUGGAAACUCCCAUGCGACGGCAAGGGCAGGCAGAGCCGCUUGUGCUGACGGUGUGAUGUUUCCUCACCGCAGAAUGCCGUGCCACAUCACCAUCCUCUAUGUAUACAGCAUCAUCAGCCUCAUGGCACUUUUUCACGCAACGCUCGUUGCGGCUGAGAUUGUUGCCAUUCCUCACAGCAACUCCACACCAGAGAUAAAGCACUUCUUCGAUCAAGAGCUGAGCUUCUCGGCUAUGGUGCCGGAUGAAGGAGUUCCAGGCUUGCUGACCAUUGCAUCACCUUUAGCAGCAUGUCAACCAAUUGCCCCUCCACCAUUUCCAUCCAAUGACAGUUUUGCCUGGUUUGUCUUGAUUGCCAGGUUUGAGUGUGGGCUGUCGGACAAAGCACGUUUUGCCCAAGAGGCGGGAUACGAUGUGGCUGUGAUUUAUGACCGUAAAGCGCACAACAAUGGCCCCUUUGAAACCCACAUUACACCAGAGCCCAAGUACUACCCUAUCAAAGGUAAUGGCCUAAAAGACACUGAUGACCUUAAUAUUUAUGCUGUUAUUGUGAGUGAAGAGACUGGGAUUCGGCUCAAGCGAUAUACAUACAAGGAUGACUACGAGGUGAAGCUUUAUCCAGAGACUUUCCAGAGCAUAUUAAGCUAUCUGCUGCCAUUCCUAGUGAUUGUUGGAGCCUGCAUCCUUGGACUUCUAGUCUUUAUGUUUUGUGAAUCUCUGCCGCAGUUGGUGCGCUGCUUUCGAGACUGGCGCAAGAAGAGGAAGUCCCGGCUGUCCCGCAAGUUUCUCAGGCAGCUGCCGACUACAAAGUACAAGAAAGGAGACAUAUACGAGACUUGCGCCAUCUGCCUCGAGGAUUACGUGGAAGGGGACAAGCUGCGCAUUUUGCCUUGUGCACACGCAUACCACUGCAAAUGCAUCAAGCCAUGGCUGCUGCACAACCGGCGUACAUGCCCUAUCUGCAAACGCAAGGUGGUACUUCCAGGCAUGGACCCCAACUCUGACUCGGAAGGUGAAGACGAAGGGGCCAAUGCCACAGAGCGCACACCGUUGCUGGCGGGCUCUGGUGGUGGAGGCGGCGGAACAUUCGAUAGCUCACCGUUGCCAUUUCGUCAACCAACAGACGCUACACUCGUUGUACGGGGCUCUGCUAAUCGCCCUAUUAUUCACACGGCAAGCUUCCAUCACGAGGACAGUGGCAUGCCGACUAGUAGCUCAUGCCCAACGCACGUGAGCACAGCACAUUCCCUAAACCACGACGUUGACAGCAGCAGUAUUGGCAGUGGCACUGAGGAUGAAGUGCAGGUCAGGCCUAGCCAGUCCGCAAGUACACAAGGUGAAAGCCAGCACCAUUUGCGGUUGUAGCACAUACGCUGAAAGAAUAAGAAUUAGUUUUUUUCGUGGGCAGGGCAAUUACUGUGCUCUAUGGCAAUUUUGUACCUUUUGGAGUGUACUUUUUUUUCGCACAACAAUAAUCGCCACCAUUCUCGUGAGCAGUCCACCUGUAUGAAAGUUGUGCUAGUUUGUACGUUUGCUCGCUAGGUGGUUCAAAGAUGACGCAGGCGCAAGAUUCUUGUGUGUCCUGUUCGCUUGUUUCUGAGUCAUCCUCGUACAAGUGGUAUCAUGUCUGCAGCGAUUUUCCCGUCACUAAGGCUUGAGGUGGUGAUGUAAUUUAUGAAAAUAGGGCAGGUAAUGCGUGUUAUUGGAAGUGCAGCAUUGAAAUUAUGUUGGUUCUUGUGGGGAACCAAAGUGCACACCUCGAGGUGUAAAAGUUUACUGUGGCUUAGGGGAGCCAAUAGAAUUCUCAAACACCAACGUGAUAGUGAUAGAACUGUAUGAGCUAUGCACUUUAUAGCUGCCUGCCUCUGUCUGCACACUUGUCUAGCACACACAAAAGGGAACUGGACUCGGGCCUUUGAAAUGUGUGUGUGCUCUCCACAGUCCAAAUUUUACUCCUCGGCGAGGCCCCUUUGGCGACUUUGUUUCCUACUUCACGCUUUGCUUGUGUGUGGUGUAUCAAGGUAAUCUCGAGAAACCGUGUUACUUGACGUUAGUAAAUUGCUAGUAUUGGGUGUUGUUUUAAUUAUCACUGAUGCAGCUAUGUAGUAAAGUGGCGUAGCAUAAAUGAUUGCAAUACAGUUGAGGUUGGCAGUGUCUUGCAGCAUUGCUAUUUUGCUUGUCUGCAUGUGUAGCAUGUUGCGGAUAUUUGCGCUCUUGAGUGGUCCAUGCAGUCAUUUUUCAAUGCUGGGCAGCAUCUCAAGUUGCGAGAGGGUCAUGCAGAACAAUUCGUGAACGGAAUUGACGUAGUGAAAAUCGCAGCCCUUUAACUACAUUUAUUAAGAUUGUUGGCUUGUACCUAUGUGGGUAACCUCCUAACCAGCUUCCUUCAUGAAGUAGUAAUGUACAUCGUUGGUGAUCGGCACUGACAAUAUUGAUUGUGGCUGUAGACAAGUGAUCUGGAACAAUUCAUGCACUGAGCAUAUAGUAUAUGUGUGCAUGUGUGUGUUAUGCUGCCUUUAAUUUGUAGUACCUGGAGGCUCUCAAGCUUAUAGAUUCUUGACUGUGCAAGGGUUUACACUGUAAGCUUGCAGUGCUGUGUGAUUUGUGAGGCUUUCUACUGGUGUGUAAAUUUGUCAAGAUACUUUUUAUCCGAGCAUCUGAGAGACGAAUGUCACAUUUCUAUUAGCUGUUUUUUCGGCAUCUAUGGCAUAGAUAUAGACGUGUCUUCAUAGCAACAACAGUGAGUGUAAUUUUGUCAUUAGUUGUCAGUCAUCUUUUCGCGUCAAGAAAUUCACCAAAUGAGUUGCUUGAGAGCGAAGUGAUGAGGUAGACAAGCAGGUCUGAAGGUAUAUGAACAUUUUGUAAUCAACUUGAUCCUUAGUAUAUCAUUUCAACUUACUUUCAUGCUUUAUGUUCAUGCUGGUGCUGAAACGUGCAUGUUGAGAGUGAUAAUUUUGUGUAUUCAUUCAUAAUUCAUUGAUUGUCUGUAUACUAUCUUGCUUUAUCGUGCAAACAACCAGCGACCAGUCAUGUGAUGUUUUUUAAUACAUAUAUCGUGAAGGGAUUAUGGUGAUGGUGGGAGUAAAUUUUUUUUGCCAAGAAAUGUCCCGCAUGUCAUGUGGGCACUUGGGUCACUUUGUUUGACUGGAUAUUGCUUAUAAAAAGCAGUGACGAGGUUGGCUUUGCAGCCUUCUCAAAAUACAAAGCUUUUUAGUGAAAUUGGCGAUGCAUGCUGUUGCCAAGUGCAAUUUUUAUUCGUUGUGAUUCAGUGGCAUUUCGUUUUAGCUUUGUUGUCAAGUGUGUUGCGUGUGUGUGACUGUGUUGUUUUUCAAAGCAAUGGUGUAAAUUGCAAACUCUAAGCAUUACUAGGAAGACCAUGUUGUCCCUCCAGCAAGUAACAUCAGCCGUGUAACCUUGCGUCCAUGUAUCUUGAAAGGCUGACUCAAACAAAGAGUGCAUGCGUGUGUGUACAGUAUAUUAUAUAUAUAGCUGCAACUUGCAUAUAUGGUGCAUCAUUAGAAUAGCGCUAUUGGAACUACAGCAUUUGAAGCAUUUUCAUGUGCCACUUCACUGGUUAUGCUGAACUAGUGCGCUAACUGCAAUACAUGUUUUUUUUUUUUUGUAUCACUCGUCCCACGUGUAGCCGCUGUAUCUAUAACGGCACUAUGAUGAAUGCUGGCAAUCGACAAAUGUGGCCGAAAGCUUAGAGGUAAUAUGUACUGGCGGCUUGUUAGAUCGGUAACACCUUAGCUCAAGUGAGUUGAUUUUCCCCUAUCUUUAUAGUAAUAGCACUUGGCUAUGUACAGUCGAACCCCGUUUAUAAGAGACACUGACAUAAGAGACAAAUGGGUAUAAGGGACACCAGUGUGCGUACAGUAAAAUACGGGUUGAUAAGAAAAUGCAUUGGAGGUGCCCUGCUUAUAAGAUACAGUUCAUAUAAAAGGCAAGAAUUGAUGCUUGGAGAAUGUCUCAUAUAAAGUGGUUUAACUGUAAUGCCAGUGUGAUUUAACUUGACAUAUAAUACAGUGGGAGAGAGGCUGGUACAAAAAGCAGCAUUGCUGAGGAUGUGUCGUGACGUGCCGAACUAUGUCGGUGUGCAAACAUCCUCGAAAUAAGGAAGGAGGACUGCUAGUUUAUUUCGUAUAGUAUGCGGUCCACUGGAUAGUAUGCAUUGCCACUGGACGAUACCCAAGCUGCUGUCACUAUGCGGGCACCUCAUACCGCGGUGUACAACUGGCCAUUGCUAUCUGACGAGUGCUUUUAACUGCAGCCUUGUUUCGUCUACCUCCUUGUCGCUGGGAGCAUCUCUUGAUUGUGGACUGCGUGUGAAGUGGUGCUGCAUUGCUUUGUUUAGACCGACUAGAGCGGGCUCAACUGUGUACACCAUAUUUUAUAUAUAAUGCACUAACUUGUUUUCUUGUGGUACUGCUGUAAUGAUAUUUGCGCUAGUCAUCAUUCUAUCUGGACAGGCCCUCAGUAGUGAAGGAAGUGACGUCAAUGAAACUAGCUGUCCUCUGUUGCUGAUUAACAAUUUCUCUUGGGGUGCAUGCUUGAAACUUGAAACAAGUAGCACAGUUGUUUUUCGAGAAGAUGAAAAUAAAUGUUUAUUUAAAUUA